AACGUUGGUAGUUGAUAAGAUAUUCAUCUUUUUCAGCUGGAUAAGAUAUUCUCUCUCCCUUUUCUUCCAUCACCAUUACAGUACCACCUUAGCUAAGCUCUUCUCUUCGCUUCCCAAUUCACACAGUAGAGAGAGAAACUUAGUUAGAGAGAGAAAACUGAGAUACCCAUUUCCAUGGAAGCUUUACAUUUCACUGCAAUAUCGCCAUUUUCCCGCCAAUUUUCUUCUCUCUCCUCCACCACUAAAACCACCAAUUCUCUCUCUUCUUCAUGGACUGGUUCAACCCCUGCUGUCGGCCUCUCGUCCCGGAAUCCUUUUUCUAGGGAAUUAUGGAGAGCUGUGAAUUCGAAGGCGGUGAAUGUAACCAGUCAAAGAGAUAUGCGAGGAGUUAUUAGGGCCGAGAUGUUCGGACAGCUUACCACUGGCCUCGAAGCUGCUUGGUCCAAACUCCGAGGCCAAGAGGUCCUGACCAAAGAAAACAUUGCUGAACCUAUGCGAGAUAUCAGAAGAGCUCUUUUGGAAGCGGAUGUGAGCCUUCCAGUAGUAAGAAGGUUUGUUCAGUCUGUAAGUGAUCAAGCAGUUGGAGUUGGAUUGAUCCGAGGAGUUAAACCUGAUCAACAAUUGGUCAAAAUUGUAAAAGAUGAACUUGUAAAGUUAAUGGGAGGAGAGGUUUCUGAGCUUGUUUUUUCAAAGUCUGGUCCCACUGUGAUACUAUUGGCAGGAUUACAAGGUGUUGGGAAGACAACUGUUUCUGCCAAAUUAGCCUUUUAUCUUAAGAAGCUGGGGAAGAGUUGCAUGCUGGUUGCAGGAGAUGUUUACAGACCUGCAGCAAUUGACCAACUUGUAAUUCUAGGAAAGCAGGUGGAUGUGCCUGUCUAUACAGCAGGUACUGAUGUAAAUCCUUCAGAUAUAGCUAAGCAAGGUUUAGCAGAGGCCAAAAAGAAAAAUAUUGAUGUGGUUAUAGUGGAUACCGCUGGUAGACUUCAGAUUGACAAAGGAAUGAUGGAUGAGUUAAAAGAAGUGAAACGAGCAGUAAAUCCUACCGAAGUUUUACUGGUUGUAGAUGCAAUGACUGGUCAAGAAGCUGCAGCUUUGGUUACCACAUUCAAUCUGGAAAUUGGUAUUACUGGUGCUAUAUUAACAAAGCUUGAUGGAGAUUCUAGAGGUGGGGCUGCUCUCAGUGUCAAAGAGGUCUCAGGAAAGCCGAUCAAACUUGUAGGCCGAGGGGAGCGGAUGGAGGAUCUUGAACCUUUCUACCCAGAUCGUAUGGCAGGACGCAUAUUAGGGAUGGGAGAUGUUCUUUCAUUUGUGGAGAAAGCACAAGAAGUUAUGCAACAAGAAGAUGCUGAAAACCUUCAGAAGAAGAUCAUGAGUGCAAAGUUUGACUUUAACGACUUCCUAAAGCAAACUCGUGCAGUUGCACAGAUGGGUUCCGUUAGCCGUGUUAUUGGGAUGAUUCCAGGCAUGUCCAAGGUUACCCCUGCACAAAUUCGGGAAGCAGAGAAGAGCUUGAAGAUAAUGGAAGCAAUGAUUGAAGCAAUGACCCCAGAGGAAAGAGAGAAACCGGAACUCUUGGCUGAAUCUCCAACAAGGAGAAAAAGGGUUGCCCAAGAAUCAGGGAAAACUGAACAGCAGGUUAGUCAGCUUGUGGCUCAGCUUUUCCAGAUGCGUGUCCGCAUGAAGAAUUUAAUGGGUGCAAUGGAAGGUGGAUCUAUACCUGCCCUUGAAAAUCUUCAAGAGUCACUUAAAUCCGAACAACAGGCUCCACCUGGAACUGCAAGGAGAAAGAGAAGAUCAGUGUCGAGAAAGCAAUAUGCAGAUUCAGGUUCACCCAGACCAAGUCCUCGUGGCUUUGGUUCAAGUAAUUGAUUGGAAAUUUUGCCUUUAGAAAUGCUAAACACGAAACAAUGCCAAAACGCAUAUCAGGUUUUACCUCUAAGGUGUAACCUGGAAAUUCUGCUUGAAAGUGGUUCUUGAACUGUCAACUCAACCGCAUGAAUUUCCGCCCUUGCCUAUUGAUGUACAAUUCAACAAUUCCUCUGUUCUGAUAUGUCUGGAAACAGAUGAUGUGUUAUACCACAUGUAAUUUUUGACAGUCAAGAAUUAAGAAAGAGGUCAAGAAAAGUUCUCAAAUCUCAACACACUUCUGAAAUCUUAGAAAAACUGGAAUAUUAGUGUACAUGUAUUUACAAUGAGAAAGACUAGUGUUUCUUUUAUUUA
This is a messenger RNA of Chenopodium quinoa (quinoa), 2220 nucleotides long. Its product is annotated as signal recognition particle 54 kDa protein, chloroplastic-like. The record is from RefSeq and is a predicted model, not a curated record. Bases 175 to 1869 code for a protein of 564 amino acids. The transcript is spliced from 15 exons. NCBI's taxonomy places the organism in Eukaryota, Viridiplantae, Streptophyta, Magnoliopsida, Caryophyllales, Amaranthaceae. Gene Ontology annotation, molecular function: ATP hydrolysis activity; GTPase activity; GTP binding. Gene Ontology annotation, cellular component: signal recognition particle. Gene Ontology annotation, biological process: SRP-dependent cotranslational protein targeting to membrane.